Molecule: messenger RNA, 4368 nt
Organism: Colletotrichum scovillei
Lineage: Eukaryota; Fungi; Ascomycota; Sordariomycetes; Glomerellales; Glomerellaceae
Exons: 6
Coding region: 656-2764 (702 amino acids)
Biological process (GO): termination of RNA polymerase II transcription
Cellular component (GO): mRNA cleavage factor complex; cytoplasm
Molecular function (GO): RNA polymerase II complex binding; mRNA binding
Source: RefSeq, a predicted model, not a curated record
UUCCUCUCCGCCAGACUUGCUGCUGAUUGACCAUCCUUCCAUCAAACACAACGACGAUUCGCGACCGACAUCGCCCACGGCAAGGAUUUGAUUCGAAUUGACCUGAGACCCGUCAACGCUUUUCGUUUCAUUGAUUCUUCUCGCUGCGACCAAAUCGUGACUACCCAACUGCCACUUCCACUCCCAUUUUGCUCUUUGUCUUCGCCAUUCUCGCGACGUUCUCCGUACGUUUGGCGACCGUCAAUAUCUACGAAGGUCCCAUCGCAGUCUUCAGGCGGACGCGAAAACCAUCCACUGGAUAAUGUUGUGACGGUGUCCUUGCUCUCUGCUUGGAUUUGGUUGGCUUUUGGUGUGGAGGACUUGAGCAGAAAGAGGGUCUGGACGCGAGAAUUGGAAUCUUCAAAACGGUCCCUUCCACUUUAGGUUACCUGCGUCGUCUCUCCUUCCAAGCUGCAGACUGGUGCUUCUCCAUAAUAAGGGUGGUUUAUUGUGCUUUCCAUUGCAUAGGGUGAAGGCGCUUGACUUCGAGGUCGAUCUGAAUCUUCCCCGCUGCCAUUGCGUUCUCGCUUUCCUGCAGAUCUCGCUCGCCAUCGCGUGCUCUUGACAGACAAACAAUCAUCAUCAAGGAUAUCGCUACCCAGUAAUAACCACAAUCAUGUCGUACGAGUCAUCCGCCACAGAAGUCGCUGAGGACUAUCGUCAAGCUCUUGAAGACUUGACUACCAAUGUGCGAUUCGAAAUUAGCAAUCUGACGAUGAUUGCAAGAGAGCAGACCGAGCAUGCCCAAGUCAUCUCUGAAGUCUUGCAGGACCAUAUCUUGAAGGCGCCAGCGCACAAGAAGCUCCCAGCCCUCUACGUCCUCGAUUCGAUCGUCAAGAAUGUCGGCACUCCGUACACCUUGUUCUUCGGAGCAAAGCUAUACCAGACAUUUAUGGAAGCGUACGCGGCUGUCGAUGGCCAGGUUCGCCGCAAGAUGGAUGAAAUGCUUCGCACCUGGAAGGAGCCUGUUCCUGGAUCUCUGGACAAGCGUCCAGUUUUUGCGUCAGAAGUGACGGCGCCUAUUGAGAGCGCCCUCAUCAAGGCUCGCACAUCCGCGCUUCAAGCUCAGCAAGGACGACCAGCAGGUCGCGGCCGACCUGCUGCUGCACCGUAUCGCGAAACACCAACACCGCCGGGUAUGCGACCUGGCUCGAACCAGCCGAUGCCAUACGGUCAACCUCCACCAAUGCCGCAAGCAAAUGGCAACCGACCUCCGAGUGCGCCGCUCCCACACCACCCGCAGAUGGCUCCUUACGCACCCCCUCCGCCAUCAUACAGUGCUCAACCUUCGGCAGCUCCUGGUCCUUACCAACCCCCUCCGCAGAUGCCAUACGGAUCCGGACUCUCAGGACCUCCUCAGGCUGCUGGGAUAAACAAAGACUCUCUGGGUCAAGAUAUCCAGAAGUUGAUCGAUGCGUCGAAGUUGGAGUUUGCACAGAACCCCCAUGAUCAUAGUAUUCAACAAAGACUCAAGGCGUUGUUGGAUGUGCAGAGCUUGCUUCAACAUCAGAACUUGCCCCAGGACCAGUUGGUCCUCAUUAAGAAUCAAGUAGCCGAUCUUGCCGUAAAAGUGAGGCCGUUCUCGGCCCAGAGCUCAACCCCUACUGCUACAACUGUCCCUCAUCAUCCACCGCCGCCACCUGCGGCGCCUGUAGUACCAUCUGGCCUGCCCCAGCAGCAAGCUGGAGUGACGCUUGAUGCCCUCUUGGGCCAAGGAGCUCUUGCUGCUCUGUUGUCACGGCAGUCAGCCACGCCGCAGCUUUCAACGCCGCCGCCCCCUCCUCAUGCCAGUAUGGCGAUCCGGUCUCCCCCCCCACAGAGGGCCGAGCCGCAAAGACAGCCCAGUGCGCCGCCGGCAACAGAUCCUAUGGCGUUGCUGGCCGGCUUACGGCAAGCUGGAAUCCUUCGGGGAGCAGCUCCAAGCGCAACGCCGACGCCAGCAGCCCCGGCACCAGUGCCUCCGCCAGGGAUGCCUAUGAUACCUCCCGGAUUCUUGCCCCCUAACAUUGCAAGCUUGCUGGCUUCCGGCCAGCUGCCACCGAUUCCUCCGCUUGGGGGUAUGAGCGGCAAUCAGCUUGAUGCGGCGGCCUUGAAACAACAAUUCCAGCCUCACUUAAUCCCGUCUCUCUUUGAGCAACUGGGUCCUCAAUGCACCCAAUGUGGUAGACGUUUCAAGACGGACGAUGAGGGUAGGAAGAAGAAGAUGGCGCAUAUGGAUUGGCACUUCAAGGCACACCAACGGCUCGCAGAAGCAGAGAAAAGAGGCCAGCACCGAAGCUGGUAUGUCGACAACAACGACUGGCUCAAGUCACGAGAGGCCAUUGAUGUCGACCAUGUUGCGACUGCGGACAAGUCUUCGUCUAGUCCUGGCCGAGGGAAGAAGGAGGCCAAGCCUCGAUAUAUUCCCGUGCCAGAUGCAUCCAGCGGGAUCAAUAGCAAAUGUCCCAUCUGCCAAGAGAAAUUUGAGAACAAGUGGCUUGAGACUGCUCAAGAAUGGGUGUGGCUGGAUACUACAUUGGUCGGCAAUCGAGCAUAUCACUUUAGCUGUCAUUCGGAAGCGACACAAGCACGCGAGAGCACACCAGUCUAUACGAAGAGAGCGCCUGAGCCAUCGCACGGCAAGAAGCGCAAAGCAGAGGGUGACCAAAAGCCAUUUCGCGGAAAGAUGAAGAAAGACAAAGACAAAGAUACCGUCAAAUGGCCCAAGGCGGAGCUUGACUACUGAGAGUUCAACAUUCGACACGCGGAAACUCUUCAAGACGCCUGCCAACAGCAUGCAAAGCACUCGGAUAUAUCUGCAAAAGCUAACAACGGCAUUUGUUGCAUCUUCACCUGCAGGACGCCUCAUCGAGAAUCAUCACGCAUUGCCAAGUCAAGCCCAUCAGCCUAUUAUGGAGCAUAUUAUCCUAUGGCGGUGAGGCGACACAGUCGUGUAUGCGACGAGAUUUGCCAACGCGCCCGUGGAGGAGACAAAAAGCAAUAUUUAAUGGGAUCCGGUCUAGCAAGAGAGCCGAUCGUUGGGGGAUCGGCACGGACGGAACAACGACAAGCGGACACGAAAGAAGUGUGGUGAGGCUCCGUUGUUCGGAGUUGCCGGGCAAAAGAUCGGCAGACCAGCUUCGAUAUCGCAGUUGGUUCAUCUGCUUGGCAAGGCUAGGCCGCAUCAGCAAAGACGGCGUGGUCAUCAGCCCAGAACAGGGGAAGAAAGUCAGACAAGACGAAAGCCGAACACACCGCAACACCGUACAGGUGACAGCGAAGCAUCAGGGGCGACCUGGUCGACUGUUCACAUGGUAUGCAGAGAUUUUUUCUUUGCCCUUAUGCUACCGUGCUCCCGAGUUAUGGAGUUUAUUAAUAAACGAAAUACCCAGAACGGCGGUGGCCAUUAUGCAGCCCUGACAGGUAUGAUUAGGGAGCAAGCGGAAUAGAGGAAUGUUACCCUAAACAAAUCUUGAGAUUGUGGUGCAUGGAAAAGGUGUUCCGCUUCUGAUUCCCCUUGUGUGAGUUUACUCCACAGUAGCUCUUGUGAUCCAUGUCCCGGGGGAGAACAGCAGAUGCGUUCGUUUCCACACUCCCCACAGUCCACAGUCUUGACUCUGCGCUAGAGGAUGGCCUAUCUGUCGCAUCCCUGUCCAGCCUGUGUUUGAUUCGACAAUCGCUUACAAGUUUUUGGGAGGAAUUUGGUUCAAGAGCAUUUUGGUGAAUGUGGCGGGCUAGAGCUGAUUCGGGCUACGUUUGGGAAAUCCAUGGUGAGGAAGAAAGUACACAAACUCUGAGGCGGGUUGGGCAGUGAUUGGGUCGCAUGAAGGCGGGAAAGAUGGAGAAGGAAAAAAAAGGAAGGGAGGAGGGGUCGGUGUGAAGGGUGGUUUGAUCACUGAUGGCGUUGGGUUUUCUUUUGGUUUCGGCACCGCGAAAGGAUGAAGCGGCGGGCGAAGCGGGCGCGGGCGGGAAACGGUAGCCUUACGGUAGAGAUGGCGUUGAGGAAGGCACGGCCGGGGGAAGGAUUCCUGUUGAUUGCCACAAGGCCCCAGGGGAGCGGGGGGAAACGAGUUGGGAGUUGGCCGGUGACCCGGGGGCUUGCCGGGCCUCGUGUCUUUUUGGUUCGGGGGAGGGUGGCACAGUGGCUGAGACAAAGGUGUUUCUCCUCUUUUCCCGUGGUUCGUCAUCAUCUUUAAGACGACUCCAUCGUACCGUUUAUAUAGACUCGUUAGGUUGAGCAUAGAUUCGCCGGCGAAGUUAGCGGUACUAGUCCCAACCACCAUAGAGUUUGACAGGAGACAGUGGGAUGUUACCUAGUUCUAGGCGACUACUAAUACAGCUGGAGGGGAG